Molecule: messenger RNA, 3896 nt
Organism: Spinacia oleracea (spinach)
Lineage: Eukaryota; Viridiplantae; Streptophyta; Magnoliopsida; Caryophyllales; Amaranthaceae
Product: F-box/LRR-repeat protein 15
Exons: 17
Coding region: 376-3459 (1027 amino acids)
Molecular function (GO): protein binding
Source: RefSeq, a predicted model, not a curated record
GGGUGGGAACUAAACAGCCGAUCUUUUCUCUGUGAACAUAAACAAACUUCUGUCUCCCAUCUCUCUCUCAAUUCCCCCUUUUAAGUUUUAACCCCAUCUGAUCUACUCUCUCUCCUCCCCCCUUUUCCCUUCUCUCUCUCCUAUUCUCGCCUCUCAUUUCUCUGCUUUUGCGCGGCGAUCGAUCUUCUGCCAUGUAAAUUCCUCAAAAUCUGUACAAUUCUUCAUCCAAUUCGCUUCCAAAAGCUCUCAAUUUCACUCGAUUGAUCCCCCAUUUUCUUGUUCUUUUGUUUUUCUAAUUUCAAUUUGCGAUUAUUGGGUAAAAUCGAGUAAUCUAGGGUUUUCUGGGAGGUCGAAUUUUCGCUUUUUAGGGUUUGUAUGAGGCUUUGGUGUUGCCUUCCAUGCUUCGUCGGCGAGGAUAGAGAAGAUAUAAUGGAAAGUGCGAGAAACGGUGAGAUUAAGAGUGAACCUGAAAAAUUGAUUGAAGGUGAGGAAGAAAAAGAAGCGGAAAAAGGAGAAGAAGUGCUGUCCGAAAGUUUGGAAUUAGGGUUUUGUUUAGGGUUACCUGGUAGUAGUAGUGUUGGUUGUAGUAGUAAUAAAAAGAGUGUCGAGGGUUUGAAGGGAGGCGGUUCAAAGAGGGAUCUUGGAGGUUUUGUUGUGGAGAGAGAAAAGAGUGUUUUUGAGUCAUUGGAGCUUUCGAUUGGUGGCAGUCGCAGCCGGGAUUUGCCGUCUCUGGAUGAUUGUGUUCCCCCUUUUCUAAUCAAUGUGAUUGAUUUUGGCGAGUCCUCGUCGUUUCCAGUACCAGAAGAAGCAUUUUUUGGCUGUGAUUUGCAGCAUAAGCGUGCCAAAGUCGAGUCUAGAUUUCCAGAAACGCAUUGUUCAACAUAUGCACCUUCAUGUACUGAUAAUAACUCCUUGGAUGCAAUAAGGAGCUACCAUACCUCUACAAAUUCUUCUGUUUAUUUAAAGAAUAAAAUUCAAGACCUAAUACCUCCAGACAUGGAUGACUGUGUAAAUAUUGUAAGCUAUAAUAAAGUUGGAGACGUUAUCGAGGACAUUGAUACUUCAUACAUGGAUGACAUGGGAAUCCCGCUGGAUCUUUCAGAUGAUCUAUUGCAUAUGGUAUUCUCUUUCCUAGGACAUGCACAUCUUUGCAUUGCUGCAAUGGUGUGCAAGCAGUGGCGAGUUGCUAGUGCCCAUGAAGAUUUUUGGCGAUCUUUGGAUUUUGAAAAUCGAAGCAUAUCCGUGGCACAAUUGGAAGAUAUUUGUCAUCGGUAUCCAAGGGCUACUGAAGUGAAUCUUUGUGGUAAUCCAGAAAUGCACACGCUUGUCAUGAGAGCAGUUGCUUUGUUGAGAAAUCUUGAGGCAUUGACCUUGGGUAGAGGACAACUUGGGGAAACAUUUUUCCUUGCUCUUUCUGACUGUCCCUUGCUGAAGAAGUUGGUUGUAUCUGAUGCUGCUCUUGGAAAUGGUGUACAAGAAAUAUCCAUCAAUCAUGAAAGAUUAGAACAUCUUCAAGUUACAAAAUGCCGUGUACUCCGUGUGUCUGUAAGAUGCCCCCAGCUUGGUAUUUUAUCUUUGAAGCGUAGUAACAUGGCACAUGUGGUGCUUAACUGCCCUAUUUUGAAUAAUCUGGAUAUUGGCUCAUGCCACAAGCUUCCCGAUGCAGCGAUUCGUUCUGCUGUCACAUCAUGCCCCCUUUUAGAGAUUCUAGACAUGUCAUGCUGUUCAUGUGUUAGUGACGAAACACUUCGUGAAAUAUCUCAAGCUUGUGCGAAUCUUCGUGAGCUGAAUGCUUCAUAUUGUCCUAAUAUUUCUCUCGAGUCUGUGAAGAUGCCGUUGCUAACUGUUCUGAAGCUUGAGAGUUGCGAGGGCAUAACUUCUGCUUCGAUGGCUGCAAUAGCUUUCAGUAACAUGUUGGAGGUGUUGGGGCUCGACUUUUGCAACUUGUUGACCUCUGUUUCUUUAGAGCUUCCUCACCUGAGUAAUCUAAGCCUGGUGAAUUGUCGCAAAUUUGUAGACUUGAAUCUAAGGUGCCUUAUGCUGUCAUCUCUUAAUGUAUCUAAUUGCCCUGCGCUUCACCGUAUCAGUAUCACUUCAAAUGCACUGAAAAAACUAGCUUUGCAUAAACAAGAAAGCUUGAAUUCUCUUUCAUUGCAUUGCCAAUAUCUAGAAGAAGUGGAUCUUUCCGAUUGCGAGGUUUUGACAAAUUCAGUGUGUGAUGUCUUCAGCGACAGAGGUGGAUGCCCAAUGCUGAAGUCUUUGGUUCUUGAUAACUGUGAGAGUCUAACUGCAGUUGGACUACAAAGUACAUCUCUUGUCAGCCUUUCACUGGCUGGUUGCCGUGCCAUCAUAACUCUUGAUCUCAAAUGUCCAUAUCUUGAGCAAGUUCGCUUAGAUGGCUGUGAUCAUCUUGAAAUAGCUUCAUUUCUCCCGGUUGGUAUGCGAUCGCUGAACUUGGGCAUAUGUCCGAAACUGAGUGCUCUCCAUAUUGAAGCACCUUGCAUGGUUGGUCUUGAGUUGAAAGGAUGUGGUGUAUUAUCUGAAGCUUCAAUAAAUUGCCCUCUUUUGACAUCCCUUGAUGCAUCCUUUUGCAGCCAGCUUACCGAUGAUUGCUUGUCUGCAACAACUGUUUCUUGUCCUCUUAUUGAGAAAUUGAUUCUGAUGUCUUGUCCCUCUAUUGGCUCUGACGGGUUAUCUUCCUUACGUUGGCUUAAAAAUCUCACUUAUCUUGAUUUGUCCUACACUUUCUUGAUGGAUUUGCAACCGGUUUUCAGCUCCUGCUUGCGACUUACGGUUCUGAAGCUGCAAGCAUGCAAGUAUUUGGAUGAUUCAUCACUGGAGGCUCUGUAUAAGGAGGGUGCUUUGCCGGCAUUACAUGAGUUGGACUUGUCCUAUGGGACUCUUUGCCAAUCUUCCAUUGAGGAACUGCUAGCUUACUGCACACAUCUGACUCAUGUGAGUCUGAAUGGCUGCAAAAAUAUGCAUGAUCUCAAUUGGGGAUUCACGAAACUAUCAGGCUAUCAGACUCCAUUUGUUCAACAUACGAUUGAGCCUAUUGAGCUCCCUCAUCGCUCACUUGAGAAUCUUAAUUGUGUUGGGUGUCCAAAUAUCAAAAGAGUUAAUAUUCCAUCUAUAGCCCAAUGUAUUCAUCUGUCAUCAUUAAACCUUUCUCUAUCAGUGAAUUUGAAAGAGGUUGAUGUUGCGUGUUCCAAUUUGUGCUUCCUUAACUUGAGUAAUUGUUGCGCACUGGAAAUUCUGAAGCUGGAUUGUCCAAAAUUGACCAGCUUAUUUCUCCAGUCCUGCAAUAUCAACGAAGAUACUGUUGAAUCUGCAAUAUCUGGAUGUAGCAUUCUGGAAACUCUUGAUGUUCGCUUUUGCCCCAAGUUCUCGUCAGCGGCUGCUAACAAAUUCCGGGCAGUAUAUCCAAGCUUGAAACGUGUCUUCUUCGGUAGUAGGUGAUCUAAUUAAUUUAUUCACGCAUCGAUCGUGUGUAUGCCCUGACGCAGGGUUCUGUCGUGUGGUGUGCAAUUAAAUGAAUAUGGCCGUCCCUUGUAUUGUUGUGAUUUGGUUUAUGUAGCUUCUAUGAGCCAAGGCCCUCUUGUAUUGUUGUGAUUUGGUUUAAGCAGCUUCUAUGAGCCAGUUUUUACCUUGUCCGUUGCGGACAACACACAAUAAGGCCCUCUUUUAUGUCUACUAUUUAUAGGUUCUAAAUAUGUUAACUGUUACAAGGGCUGGUUCCGGAGGGGUAAAUCUUGCAGCGGCCUGAUCCGCUUGAAGCCAGUUACAUAUUGUUGUGAAACAGUUUGUCCUGCCUGUCUUUACAAGGCAUAUAGCUAAGAUAUAAUCUUCUUUUAUCAUUUUAAAAAAAUAUAAUAAAAAGUACAAAAUCCUUUCUA